CCUUAUUUUUAAAAAAUUAAAUUCCUAAACUUAUUCUGCAUCGAUUUGCUCAGCUACCCCAAGCCCCCACACGAUCAAAAUUGUCCAUGUGGCCGCACAUGCUUCCUUCUUCAUUUUCCUCUCCUCAAUUAUCCCCCACCUAGCAGCAGCCAGCCAUGCCCAUGAACCUUCCUCUUCCCUCUUCCCCUCUCUCGUUCUCUCUCAAGUAUCAAGUCCUCAAUCAUCCUCCACUUAGCCGUUGACAUUUCAAUGACUCCGCCGCCGCCGCCGCUUCCCAAACCAUCACCAGCAGCUUCUCGGACCACAACAGCCACGCCAGCCGUGCUGUUCUUUUCCCUCGUCGUAUUCGCUGUCUCCGUUGUCAUCGUGAUCGUCGCUGCUGCUGCUGCAGCUGCCUACUCCCCGAAUGUACAAAGCUCCCUCGUCCUCGCCGCCGGCUUCAUCUUCGCCUCCUUGGUUGUCGUCGUCGCCAGCAGGGCCGUCAUGGUCACUUGGAUCACCGUGCUGGUGCUGCUCGCCUUCGCCGGGAAGCGCCGCCGGGUUCUCGUUCAGCACGGCCAGAAGAUCACCACCGACAUCGUCGUCAACCUGUUUAGAUGCGCCGCCUAGUCCAGAAGCCGAUCCUCCUCCUUCCUCCAUAAUUUUGUGCGGGCAGAGGGAUUGACUUCGUUUAUGUGGUCUUGUGCAAAAGGGAAUACUUUUCCCCUGUUUUUUUUUUUUCCCCCCUUUUCAUCUGUGUAUUCUGUAAAUGUAACUGUUAAACCUCACCAAUAGGAAAGAACACCUGGAUAUGCUCUGAGUCUGAGGCAAGAUCGUCACUGGGGAAGAGAAUGUUUGAAAUCCAUCUUUGCGUAAUGUUUGCUAAUGGUGGAAACUAAAUUUGUACACUUCAG
Messenger RNA from Linum trigynum, 893 nucleotides. The record is from the annotation of a GenBank genome assembly. Lineage: Eukaryota; Viridiplantae; Streptophyta; Magnoliopsida; Malpighiales; Linaceae.